This is a messenger RNA of Sphaerodactylus townsendi, 1705 nucleotides long. RefSeq names its product bile acid-CoA:amino acid N-acyltransferase (gene BAAT). Lineage: Eukaryota; Metazoa; Chordata; Lepidosauria; Squamata; Sphaerodactylidae. The record is from RefSeq and is a predicted model, not a curated record. The coding region runs from base 150 to 1406 and encodes 418 amino acids. Gene Ontology annotation, biological process: acyl-CoA metabolic process; fatty acid metabolic process. Gene Ontology annotation, cellular component: peroxisome. Gene Ontology annotation, molecular function: fatty acyl-CoA hydrolase activity. The transcript is spliced from 4 exons.
UCGGAGGCGCGCGUAACUCUCCGCCCCUUCGCCAGGGAGCUAUCGGGGCUGAAGGCUUUCGUGCGCCUCCCGGGGUGAAGGUGAGACCUGCCAGCCCAGCGCGUCGGACGGCGAUCGGGCGCUGCCCAGGCAGUUUUCCCGCUUCUGGAAUGGCGAAGAUCACUGCUACUCCAAAGUCCUCCCUUGCUGACGAGCCACUGAAGAUCCACGUUAGUGGCUUGGAGCCCUCCCAACUGGUGACCCUCCAGGCCUCCUUGACUGAUGAAAAGGGGGUGCUCUUCCAAGCCAGAGCUUUUUACUGGACAGACAAGAAUGGCCAAGUGGAUCUAGUGAGGGAUGCCGCCACUGGUGGGGAUUAUUCCGGGGUGCAGCCAAUGGGGCUCUUCUGGUCCUUGAAGCCAACUAAACCAUUCUCUAGGCUGCUGAAACGAGAUGUGAUGAACACCCCCUACAAGGUCCGCCUGGAUGUGUUCGAUUCACUUAAUCUGCUUCCCCCAUCGGAGGACAGGUCCCUGGCCAGCCAAACUGUGGAGAGGUGGUACGCAGCUCCGGGUGUGCAGAGGAUCCCGGUCAGGCAUGGCAGAGUCCGUGGAGCUCUCUUUCUUCCCGCAGGAAGCGGUCCUUUUCCAGGUGUCAUUGACCUUUUCGGUGGCAUUGGUGGGCUUACUGAAUUUCGGGCCUGUCUUCUUGCCUGCCGUGGUUUCGCAACUUUAGCCUUAGCAUAUUUUGCUUACGAAGACCUGCCCAGUGUUCUGGGCCAGAUAGAACUGGAAUAUUUUGAGGAGGCUGCUGACUUUCUCCUGAACCAUCCCAAGGUUCGUGGGCCAAGACUUGGCAUACUGGCGAUCUGCAAAGGGGCCGAGAUUGCGUUGGCCAUGGCGACUUACUUGACACAAAUUGGAGCUACAGUUUGCAUCAAUGGGACCAACUCCAUCAAUGGAUUUCCACUGUAUUACCGAGACCUCUGCGUCCCACCGAUCCCAUACAAAAAUGAAAAUAUGCUAAUAAGUGAGUCUGGAGUAGUUGAUUUCACCGGCAUAUUUGGGGACCCAAAGCUGCAUCAGGACAGUGUCCUUCCUGUGGAAAAAGCCCAAGGGAAGAUCCUCCUUGUUGUAGGAGAAAAAGACAUGAACUACAACAGCAAGGCUUAUGCCACAGACAUCAUGGAGAGAAUGAAGAAGCUUGGGAAAACUCACUGUGCCCUUCUCUCCUAUCCAGGAGCUGGGCACAUGAUAGAACCUCCAUGCUCACCGUUAUGUUACCAGUCCUGGUUACCUAUUAUCUCCUGUCCUGUUUUUUGGGGAGGGGAGGCCCCAGCCCAUGCUGCAGCGCAGGUGCAUUCUUGGAGAGAGAUCCAAAAAUUUCUCCACCUUCACCUUGGUCCAACCCAAUCGAGUAACCUUUGAAACCGCCACCUCCUGACCUGAGCAGGCCCUUCAUGAAUGCGAUACUAAACCAGAACUUUAGAACUAUGUAUGUUAAAAGCAAACGUCUGAAGUGCAGAGAUGGUUGACCACCCAUGGUUGACUUUGUUCCACAAAGAAGUGGAACAUUAGCAGUAAGUGGAAUGACCGUGUAUGUGUGUAAAGGGCCCAGAGGUCACAGCUGAAUUAUGACACCCUGGUUGGGUUUUCAAGGCAAGAGACUGGCAGAGGUAGUUUGCCAUUGCCUCUGCAUAGUGACCUUGGUAUCCCAUGGUGGUCUC